Messenger RNA from Myripristis murdjan (pinecone soldierfish), 4578 nucleotides. RefSeq names its product round spermatid basic protein 1 (gene rsbn1). NCBI's taxonomy places the organism in Eukaryota, Metazoa, Chordata, Actinopteri, Holocentriformes, Holocentridae. The transcript is spliced from 7 exons. The coding region runs from base 47 to 2392 and encodes 781 amino acids. Gene Ontology annotation, cellular component: nucleus. The record is from RefSeq and is a predicted model, not a curated record.
GCGCAGUAGGGACUCCGAGCCCUUUAAAUGUACUGUACGUGCAAAGAUGGCAGCUCAAGUCGACUUGCUCCGUGCGAAAGUAGAAGACGAAAAGGUAAGGGACAGCCUUGAUAGAUUAACCAAAGAGAGGAAGAAGAAGAAGAAAAGGGACCUGUCGCCGCCAACUGACAAACUCGAGCAGUCGGAUAAAGAAGCGAAGAAAGUGAAGCUCCAUCACCACCACCAUCACCACCACAGCCACCAACAUGCUGAGCGCCGGACCCACCAGCCGCAUCAGCUGCCGCAAAAUCCCCAGCCUGGCAGCUUCAGGUCCAACAAACCUGCUGUGCACCACCACCAGCCCAGCAACCACCAUCUCCACCACCAUCACAACCACACCAACGGUACAAAGAAGACCUUGCAGCCGGCUUUGCCUCCUUCUCUUCCCACUCCUCCUCCGCGGAAGGUACCAGACCAACCGGAGAAGAAGCGAGCGGUGCCCUCCGAGCCACCUGCACUCUUCACUUUCACGCCUCUCAAAGUAGCCAAGGCCAAGACACAGGAUUACAAAGAGAAGCACAGGGAGAAAGAUAUUAAACUGAAGGUCAAGAAGGAAAACACUGAAGCAAACGUGAAACAUGCAGAAUUGAAGAAAAAGAAGGAGCCCAGGCCCCGCGAUGAGAAUGUCAAGUCUCAAACACUGGAGGAAUAUCUUCUGAAGAAGAAAAAGAAGAAGAAGAAGCACCGUGAGGAUGAGCACAGUGGCAAGAAGGUCCGGCGCAUGCACAACAAGGAAGUCCAGACUGUGUGUUCGGGACUGGGAGCAGACCUUACUCUGUCUGUUCGCCCUGACCUGAAUCAGGAAGGCAGUUGCCAGCCUGGCACAGGCACUGUCGACAACCACCAGCCCUACCUCCACACUCCCAAAGUGGGGCACAUGCCUUUUCUCUCCCACCAGGACCACUACAUCCGCAGCUCCUGCCUGCAGACGGGCACCUGGUAUGGACGUUUCAUGCAUGAGGAAAGGCAAGCCAACGGCGGGGCAUCAGUUCUGCAUGCCUAUGCUGAUGAACUAGCCUGUCUUAGACCAGCUGACCUGGAGUGCUUUGCCCAGGAGUUCCUAGAGUUGGCCUUUGCUGAGAAGCCCCGAGGUGCAGCCCGCUACGCCUUGGCAGUGGUGCAUGGUGCAGCAGCCUACCUGCCUGACUUCCUGGACUACUUUGCCUUCAAUUUCCCCAACACGCCAGUCAAAAUGGAGAUACUUGGCAAGAAGGACAUCGAGACCACAACUAUAGCCAGCUUCCACUCUCAGGUGAACCGGACUUACUGUUCGGGAACGUACCGGGCUGGACCCAUGAGACAGAUCAGCUUGGUGGGAGCUGUGGAUGAGGAGGUGGGAGACUAUUUCCCAGAGUUUCUUGACAUGUUGGAGGAGUCUCCCUUUCUCAAGAUGACCCUACCAUGGGGCAGCCUCUCCAGCCUGAAGCUGGACUGUCGCUCUCAGAGUGAUGAUGGACCCAUCAUGUGGGUGCGACCAGGAGAGCAAAUGGUACCCACUGCUGACAUGCCCAAGUCUCCCUUCAAACGACGCAGGUCUAUGAAUGAGAUCAAAAAUCUGCACUACUUGCCGAGGGCCAGCGAACCGAGGGAGGUUCUGUUUGAGGAUCGAACGCGGGCCCAUGCUGACCAUGUAGGCCAGAGUUUCGACUGGCAGAGCACUGCUGCUGUGGGAGUAUUGAAAGCCGUGCAGUUUGGAGAAUGGAGUAACCGACCCCGGAUAACCAAAGAUGUAGUGUGUUUCCAUGCAGAGGACUUCAACGAUGUGGUCCAGAGGCUGCAGCUGGAUCUCUAUGAGCCCCCGGUGUCUCAGUGUGUCCAGUGGGUGGAUGAUGCCAAGCUUAACCAGCUAAGGAGGGAGGGCAUCCGUUACGUCCGCGUCCAGCUCUGCGACGAUGACAUCUACUUUAUCCCCAGGAACGUCAUCCACCAGUUCAAGACGGUGUCUGCCGUUUGCAGCCUGGCCUGGCACAUCCGCCUCAAGCAGUACCACCCAGAGGAGGACAAGGACAAGGAGGAGGAGCAAAGACCCAGCGACCUCAGCCCCACCUCUGGCCGAGUGUCUUCCACCUCUCCUGACAGGCCUGAUGCCACUAUAACCCCCUGUGCACAUCCGCAGGCAGAGAACAUCCAAGGUGGAGUGGCCAAGACUGAAGAACCAGUGUUCCAGAGGCCAGCGACUCCUCCCCAGGAGCCCCAGCCUGCCCCUCCUCAGCCCACGAAGUCUGCUCACCUGCCCCCACCUUACCAGGAUCCCCACCCUUCCUUGCCGACAGCCCACUCUGGGUGUACAUCAUCAAACCUUGAGCCAACCCUUCCACAAGCUGUAGGCCACACCGCAGCGUUCCCGAAAUGACCCUUCUUCAACACCCCAAUCCCUCUCUGUGACACUCCUCAACCCACUGUGGGAGGAGCUUUUUUUUUUUUUUUUUUUUUUUUGUAGGAAUUUUAGACUGAAUUAAAUUACAACUGGCAUCUGUGUGUCAAUCAGGAAGCUUUUCAACUUCUUCUCUUAAAUUAUUCCUCACACUUUUAUAUCUGUACAUGUCAGUUCAAAUAAAAUCCCCUGAGAUUUUUAUUUCCACAGCCAAAGUGUAUCAUUUGAAGGGACUGUAUAAUAAGUUUUGUCAUUAUUUUGUAUUUGGUAGCAACAAGACUGGAGCUCCCUACUGUCUCUUUCAAAACAAAUUAUCUUGAUGACUCAAGGUGUAUAUCAUGUAAAGCAGCUAUUGGAUAGAAAAUAUUAACUCUCAUGGUUAAAAGACAGAACUUUCAUUUAUAUUCAAGGCUCUGCUGUUAUUACUUAAUAUGGCGAGAUUAUUUUGAGGAAGAUGAAACCCACUUAACUGUGGUAAGUUUGACAAAUGGAGAUAGUUGAAUCCCCGUUCAUGGAAUAAUUGUUUACAUGUUUAAUAUAAUGACCUGUCCUGUAAACAAAGACGCACUACUUCGUACUUGGUCAGUGGCAUAACUCUUGCUAACCUUAAUCAGGAGACAGAGUGGACUCAGUUUAGUAGGUUGAGGAUAUCAUCAGUCAACUGGAAAGGGCAGCCAGGUCUUUGCCAUUUGACUGAACUCCAAGCCUCACAUAUCCAGGCAUACUCAGACUUCCUAACAUAAUUACCGCCAGUAGACACAGGGCAAUGAAACUACAGAGGAGUCUAUUGUUUAAAAGACAAAUAUUUUCCUUUUAUAUUUAAAAUCAAGCAGAUAACUCUUCCAUUGCUUUGAUAUGAAAUAUCCUACAGUAAUUAUGCUACAAGCACUUAAAAACUUUUCUUUCCUUUCACCAGUGCUCCAUAAAUCAUGUGGAGUUUUGUUGCAGUUUGCUUGAUUCUUUAUUUAAAAUGCCAUUUUCUACAGUGCUCUUUUUCUUACUGCUGAUGCUGCUUUUGAUAUUUUAUUUAUUUUCUUAGGCUUGAGCUUAACAUAUGAACACAGGUUUUGUACCGGUGAUUAUUUAAUGUGAGGAUCUAAUUGUUGGAGCACUUCUAAAUGCUGAAGGAAAUUUAUGGCUAUUGCACUUAGCAAUAAUUAUCUUGAUCUUUUUUUCCUCUUUGUGGCAGGUGUGGAAUAUGUCCUCACAAUUUGGUAUGUAAAUAUUAUGUUGUUGCCAUUGCUGGCAAUAUGUGAAUGCUGUCAGUGCACUUAAUUCAUUCUUAAUUUGAUGAAAAUCCAUGUUUAUCUUUGGUUCCUGGUAGUGUCACUAGGUUGAUAAAGGCACGGUUGUAGAAUAGGUUACCAUGGUUGUAAUAGUUUUUCUGAGUGUAACUGUGUGUUGAUAUGCCCUUGUUUUUACCCAUUUUUUACUGUUUUCACAUGGUGACAACAACCAAGUUCCCAAAAAAUCAAGCAUCUUAGGAAAUUAUGCAAGAUUUACAUUUUUGCUUCAGCAGUUUCAUAGUUGGAAAUGAAUAUCACAUCUGUUGGUAAUGAUCUGUCCAAAUACAUCUUCAUAUUUUCAUUUAAGGCUGGACGAGGUCACCCAAAUGUUCUUUUUUGAGUGUCAGAUUUACUGUUCAUCUGAACCUCACUGAGGCCUUUUUUCAUUGUCAUUCUGUAGUCUUCUGACGCUAAGAUAAGGGAUGGGAUGAUGUGACAUUGCCUUUGCCCUACUGUUGAAUGCGUCUUAGUGCCUUGUACUGUGUACAGUCAGCUUCAUUCAACUGUUUUUGUUUUUUUUUUUUUGUUUUUUUUUUUUUUUUAUGGCUAGUGGGACGUUACCACAGAGCUUGGCCAAGCCACCAUAGUAUUGUUUUUCUUGACUGAUGCUAUAAGAAUCCGCUGCCCUUGUGAUGAUUUGUGACUUCUACUUCUGCACAUCGCCUGGAAGCGGAGAAUUACUGUAUCAUUAUAUCACUGAAAAUUCUGCCUUUCAUUCAUACUAGAUUCUUUUCAGGAAGCAGAAAGCUAUUUUCAUUUGUCACAGACAAAGUUCUGUUGUGGUGUACUGUACAUUGCCUUCCCAUCAGGGCAUGCUCUGUGUUGUAGAACCAAUAAUUGCUGUUGUUGAUGUUUGUACUGAAACUUUUUUUUUUUUUU